AUGUCUGUCCCUCUUUACGCCGUAGCAGACUUCUGUCUGAUCCCCAUGGGAUUACCUAAACCAUCCGUUGGACCUGAGAUAGCUGAGGUUCAGAGGGUACUAGAGAAAUCAGGAUUGGAAUACAAAGUGAGCUCUCAGAUUGCCUUCUUACCGAUGUUUCCCAAGCUGACUGGUUAUGGAACGAACAUCGAGGGACCAUGGGACGACGUAGUAAGAGUGAUAGGUGAAUGUCAUCAGGCUGUACAUGCUUUAGGGUGUCAGAGAAUCGCUACCGAUAUCAGGAUAGGUACAAGGACAGAUAAAUCUAUCACCUCAGGCGGGAACGACAGUAAAGUACAGAGGGUUGUUGACAUACUUGCAUCUGAGAAGAAGUAA
Messenger RNA from Kwoniella botswanensis, 375 nucleotides. RefSeq lists its product as uncharacterized. The record is from RefSeq and is a predicted model, not a curated record. The transcript has 4 exons. Lineage: Eukaryota; Fungi; Basidiomycota; Tremellomycetes; Tremellales; Cryptococcaceae. The coding region runs from base 1 to 375 and encodes 124 amino acids. Gene Ontology annotation, cellular component: cytosol.